Messenger RNA from Tachysurus fulvidraco (yellow catfish), 2217 nucleotides. RefSeq names its product ras homolog family member V (gene rhov). Lineage: Eukaryota; Metazoa; Chordata; Actinopteri; Siluriformes; Bagridae. Gene Ontology annotation, molecular function: GTP binding; GTPase activity. The transcript is spliced from 3 exons. The record is from RefSeq and is a predicted model, not a curated record. Gene Ontology annotation, biological process: small GTPase-mediated signal transduction. The coding region runs from base 184 to 918 and encodes 244 amino acids.
UAUAUAAAGGGGCGGGUGGGCGUGGCUAUGCAAAUGAGUCCCUGGGUAGAGAGUGUGAGCUCAGAGUGUGUGUGAGAGUUGUGUGUGAGAGCUGUGUGUGAGAGCUGUGUGUGAGAGAGUUAUGAGGUGACACUGACCGCUUUACUCAGCUUCAGUGGUCUUACAGGAUUUCCGGUGUUGGACAUGCCACCCCAAAUGGACUAUUCCUACCAAGAGGCCCGAAUUCCGCCCGUUUGUGUGGACCAGGGGCACGAGCACGCGCGCGCGCGCACGCCGGAGUCGGACCAGGAGCCGGUGAUCAGCUGCAUGCUGGUGGGAGAUGGAGCUGUUGGUAAAACCAGUAUGAUCAUCAGCUACACCAACAACGGGUAUCCCACUGACUACAAACAGACCGCUUUCGAUGUGUUUUCAGGACAAGUCCAGGUGGAUGGAGCACCUGUGCGGAUCCAGCUCGUGGACACAGCUGGACAGGAGGAGUUUGACGGCUUCCGCUCGCUGUCGUACGCCCACACGGACGUCUUCCUGCUGUGCUUCAGCGUGGUCAAUCCGACAUCCUUCCAAAACAUCACCAAGAAAUGGAUCCCGGAGAUUCGCUCGUGCAACCCUACGUCUCCCAUCAUCCUGGUCGGGACUCAGUCGGACCUCCUGCUGGACGUCAACGUUCUCAUCGACCUGGACCGCUACAAGGUGAAGCCCGUGCUCGGUUCUCGGGCUCGGAGCGUGGCAGAGAAGAUCCGGGCUACGGAGUACGUUGAGUGCUCGGCUUUGACGCAGAAGAACCUGAAGGAGGCUUUUGAUGCCGCCAUUUUCGCUGCCAUCAAACACAAGGCCAGGAAGGCCAAGAAGACGAGACUGUCGGACAGACGCGCUAAAGCGUUUUCUAAAUGCAGCUGGAAAAAGUUCUUCUGCUUCGUCUGAUCCUGUGGGUCAAACUCUUGUGUAAUUUAUUAUUUAUUGCUUUCGGACGUGACGCGUGUUACGAUCUCUACAUUUUGGCUUGUAGAACACAUCAAAUGCACCAAGAACCGUUUUGGAAUUGUUACAUCAUGACGCACAUGAGGCAAAUUAACGGAGCCACAAGGGGAAGUACCGAGUCGGGGCACCGAGGUUGAUUGUUUUCCUGUAACAGCACUUCCUGAAGCGAUUUCAACUGAAUUAUUUCAAUUACGAUUCAGGAAUCUAUCCCGACUCCUUCGGUGUCCUUAGAGAAAACUACUCCUCGUAGCAAUCAGAGCGAGCGCGUCGAUCCCAUAUGAAGUGAUGCGUAAAAAAUCGACAGCGUAUUAAAAAAAAAAAAAAAUCAUCCAGGAGGAAACUGGAGUAAAAUCUACAGUAUGUAAAUGAUGUGAAUUUGCAUCGUGUGGGAGGGUAAAAGGCUGCAGCCUGGUGUGAGGAGCUGAAAGGGUUAAACCCCGACUCUCAUUGUGUUCGGCGCUAUGUUGUCAGACGGGACUUUUCAUAUGCGAGCUACGGCGUGACCCGUAUUCCUGACGGCUCCUUUUGAACAAUUAAGAGGCGACUUCACGAGUGCAGGAUUGAGUUUGUUCAGCCAAGCAACAUCUCCAGCGAGGUCAUUGUGUUGCUAAUUAAUCUCAGGCCAAUGGGGGAGAUCUUCUCCAGGGCAGAGAUGUUCAGAUCUCCACUCGUUAUUAGUUUAUAAGACUCACUCAAUCACUCACACACACAGAUGUUUGCAAUUAACACUAAUACUGUUAAGUACCAAACACACACACACACACACACACACACACACACACACACACACACACACACACAGUGCCUUUUGGCUUGGAUCCUGGGCUUUACGUCUCUCUCUCUCUCUCUCUCUCUCUCUCUCUCUCUCUCUCUCUCUCUCUCUCUCUCUCUCUCUCUCUCUCUCUUUAUCUCCGAGACCCCGCAUUGAUUUGUCGACUCAGUGUGUGUACAUAUGAUACCGUCGUGUAAAAUAGUGCUGUUUUUUUCUAAAACACUAAACUUUAUGCUUCUUGUGGAAGACUCUUUAAUAACUCUGUUUAUUCUAAACAGUCUGAUUUAAUGCCAUAGGCAAGAAGGACGUAUAACUUUCACUCACGCACACAAACACAUGUAUACAUGACAUUCUGGCAAUCGUUCAUCCAUUCCUCCAUUCUAGUUGUCCGUUUUAUUAUCUCCUUCAUCCCCUCUGGACGUCUUCACCGUGUUUUGUGAGCUGGUUUAAUAAAGUGAAGUAAAAAAUCA